AUGAGUCAGUACCGCUUUCCAAUUCGCAUCCUUACAAGAUUCUAUACACAAGCUUCUUCUCGAUUACCGCCCAAAUCUCUGCUGAUUAAACAAGCAGAUCGAAUUAGAAGAUCGAAAGAUGGUCAAGCGGAUGGAUCCAAAUUAAUGGUAUCUUCCCUAAAGGAUAUUGCAUCCAUGUUUCAAGCCAAUGCAGAGACUCCUGAGGACGAGGAACGUGAAAUUUUAAACCAACAGAAUUAUUUAAGACAACAGAUUGAAUCAGGAGAAUUAGAACGGUUGUUACAAGAUAAAUUUAAUCUAGACGAAUCUAUUUCCCUUAUGUCAACUAAUCUUUUAGUUCAGCAAUUUCCUAAAUUAAACGCCCAACAAGUCGAACUAAUUCAAGAGGCCGUCUCCAUGGAUUCUAAUAAACAUUGGAAUGAAAUUCCGCAAUACAUGAAGCAAUUACAGUUCUAUUUUGCAUUUGGUUCACAUGGACCUCGUUUGAGUAUACCAUUUAAUUCCAGAGAAAAACCGCUAGAUUUUGCAUUCAAAAUACCGUCUCCUGUAACCACCGAUGGUCAAACUAAAAUACACAAAUUAAAGCCUUCUCAUUUGGUUAAUUUACACACAAUCACAGAUCAAAGAUCAAAGAUUUUCCAAACUACAAAGCUGGAUCCCGCAACGAGAUGCAUACUUUGGUCAGCAAUCCUAGUUUCUAUAGUGUUCGGAGUGCAGGAAUGGCGGCUUCAACAGGACCCUCAGGCCAAAAUUACAGUUUUAUCAAAUUCCGUGUAA
Molecule: messenger RNA, 777 nt
Organism: Zygosaccharomyces rouxii
Lineage: Eukaryota; Fungi; Ascomycota; Saccharomycetes; Saccharomycetales; Saccharomycetaceae
Gene: GEP7
Product: Gep7p
Exons: 1
Coding region: 1-777 (258 amino acids)
Source: RefSeq, a predicted model, not a curated record